Messenger RNA from Moesziomyces antarcticus, 3222 nucleotides. RefSeq names its product L-aminoadipate-semialdehyde dehydrogenase. NCBI's taxonomy places the organism in Eukaryota, Fungi, Basidiomycota, Ustilaginomycetes, Ustilaginales, Ustilaginaceae. The record is from RefSeq and is a predicted model, not a curated record. The transcript is spliced from 3 exons. Bases 1 to 3222 code for a protein of 1073 amino acids. Gene Ontology annotation, molecular function: phosphopantetheine binding.
AUGACUGUUCCACUCAUCACCGAUAGUGCGAGCCUCCUGGCCCCGUUCAAGGGCCGAGAGAGCCUCAACGCGCUCAUCGACACGCUCAUCCACUUGAUGGGCGACGGAAUCUGCAUCUCUUACAUCAAGUCGGCCGAGCCCUUCGAAUGGCAGCACAUCACCGCUGCCCAACUCGACAGCUGCAUCCGUGCAGCCACUGCCUACUACGCCCAGUACAUUCCCGUCAGACGCAAGGACGAUCCCUGCCGUCACAUCUCGCUCUUCACAGAGUCGAGCUUCGACCAUCUGGUCACGCAGAUGGCGCUCAUGCGUCUUGGCUACGGUGUCGUGCUCAUUUCGCCCAACAAUUCUGUCCCGGCCGUCGCGCAUCUCGUCAAGGCAAUGGCCUCCCAGACGCUCGUAUUCGGCCCUAACAAGGCAGCGGAGGCAGACAAGGUCAAUGCUGAGCUCAAGCAGGCACAGCACGACAGCCUCAAGGAUCUCGACCUGAUUGGCCUUUUCUCCGUAAAGCAAAUGAUCGCCGCCGGCCGACUGCCUCCUGCGACGAACCAGAAGGAUCCUUUCCGCUCGGAUGUGUCGUACGAACAAGAGGCUCAGCAGCCCUCGCUCACCAUGCACUCAAGCGGCAGUACCGGCUUCCCGAAGCCCUACUCCUACUCACACGAGACUUACAUGUCCAUCAUCGCCGACUUUAUGCCGUACGAUGCUCUGUGCACGGCUCCCAUCUACCACGGUUUCGGAUGCGCCGUCUCCUGGAGACAUCUCAUGCAUCGCCGCCGCCUCUACAUCUACUCUGGCACCGCGCAGCCUGACCUUAUUGCCCAGGCCGCCCGCAACAGCACCGCGGAUCUCAUUUACGCCGUGCCCUUUGUCUUCAAGAUGCUCAGCGAGCACGAGGCUGGCCUGGAAGCACUGCGCAAUGCUCGCAUCUGCUGCUACAGUGGCGCUCCUUGCCCUAUCGAGGUCGGCGACAUGCUGGUCGCCAAAGGCGUCAACCUCAUCGCCUUCCUUGGUUCCACCGAGUUCGGCCAAGUAAUGGACAGUCUCCGCGAUUUCAAGACGGACAAAGGCUGGAACGUGAUGCGACCCAGCUCUCGCGUAGCUCCAUACCUCAAGUUCGAGAACGUCGGAACCAACGAAGAGGGGCCGUACGAGCUGGUUGUGGUCAAAGGUUGGAAGGGUCUCUCCAAGGUCAACCGCCCGGACGGCAGCUACGCCAGUGGUGAUCACUACCGCAUGCUCCGCAAUGAUGACGGCAGUAUUCACGGCUACGUCUACCUCGGUCGAGGCGACGACACGCUUGUUCACGUAAGUGGCGAAAAGACGAACCCCGUUCCGAUGGAGCAGACCGUUCGCUCUUCUCCACUCGUUCGAGACUGCCUUGUCUUUGGGGCUGGACAGCCUUGCACCGGUGCGCUCAUCAUCCCCUACGAUAGUACCUGGGCGGCUUAUGCGCAUCUCUCGGAUCAAGAGCGUCAGGCAGCACUCAAGAAGCAGAUCGAGCCGCUUUUGGCCGAGGUGAAUGCGCAGUGUCCAUCGCACUCUCGCCUGGUUCCAGAGAUGGUCCGAUUUCUGCCGGCGGAGGCGCGCUUUCCCGUGGCUGACAAGGGCAGCAUCAAGCGAGCUCCCGCCAACGCGCUCUUUGCCAAGGAGAUCCUGCAGCUCUACAACGACUUUGCUCUUGGUCUCUCGACGCCAGACAACGUCAAGAUGUCGGUCGAGAGCAAAGAGCAGCUCGAGCCGCUGAUCCGCAGCAUUCUGGAAGGCUUCAUCGGCCUCAGCCUGAAGAACAAAGAAGAUGUCGACUUGACCAGCCUCGGCGUCGAUUCGAUCAUGGACGGUCAGAUCCGUAGCAAGAUUCAUCGCUCGGUGCGCAUGGCCAAACCGCUGCCAGGAACAAUUGUGUUCCAGCAUCCAACGCCGAGGCGCUUGACCGACGCAGUGUACGCACAUGCUUGUGCCGCUGCAGGCCAGGAUAUGCCGAAAGAGGAUCAGCGGAAGCAGCAGAAGCGCAGGACGUACGAGCUGCUCAGCGAGUUGCGCUCCAAGCUCAAGCCUCGGGUUGUGUCCCAGCCGGUCGCUCAAGCCGAAGGCGAAAUCGUGGUUCUGACCGGUGUCACCGGCUCGCUUGGUGCGCACAUCCUGGACCAGCUUCGAAGCAAGCCGGGUGUCGCCAAGGUCAUCUGCCUCAACCGCGCAGGUGGCCACGAGGAAGCCCAGCAGCGUACGCUGGAGUCGCUCAAUGCUCGAGGCUUGGCACCGCUUACCCAGGCCGACCGCGUUCAGGUGGUCUCACUGGCUUCGGACAUUAGUCGACCGCUCCUUGGUCUGUCGCAAGAGGAGUACGACGCGAUUGCCAGCAGCGUGACGUGCGUCAUCCACAACGCAUGGCCUGUCAACUUUGUCAUGUCGAUCGACUCGUUCCAGAGCGUCCUCGAGGGCACGGUGCAACUUAUGAAUCUGGCUGGUCAAUCCACCGGAUCUCGCUCGCCGCGCUUCGUCUUUUCGUCGUCGAUCUCGGUCGCCCUGAACAGCUCCGCUGCCGUUAUCGACGAGGACAUUCGCGAAACUCUGGACGAUGCACUCGAUCUCGGAUACGCCCACUCCAAGUGGAUCGUGGAGAACCUGUGUCGCAGUGCGCAGGAGGUCAUCGGUGGCGGAUUUCAAUCGGUCGUCAUGCGGAUCGGACAGAUGGUCGGGGACCGAGAGCGAGGCAUUUGGAACGAGAGCGAGGCUCCGCCGCUCAUGAUCAAGAGCGCUCAGACGAUCGGCUGCCUUCCGGACGGAGUCGAAGAUCUGUAUUGGCUGCCAGUGGAUGUGGCAGGUCUCGUUGCGGCGAAGUUGACGUCUGCCGCGCUCAAGGAUGACUGCGUGCUCGUUCAUAUGGUCAGUGACGAACCGAUGCCCUGGAAGAAGGCGCUGGUAACUCUGGCGGCACCCCAGAAUUUUGGCCAGUCCUUCGAGGUGGUUCCAUACGCAGAGUGGGUUGACAGGCUCGCCCAGUCGGAUCAAAACCCUACUCGAAACCCCACCAUCAAGCUGCUCGAACAUUACCGUUCCCAGCAGGCAGACCUUGAGCGUGGUGGAAUGAGCCAGGGCAGGCUCGCUACCGUCAAAUUGCGACAGCUGCUCUCGACUGUCGAGCUGCCUCUGUCAGCCUAUCGUCCGGAGUAUCUCACCACUACGAUCGCCGCUUGGCGACGCACCAACUUCUUGCAGUAG